Messenger RNA from Lindgomyces ingoldianus, 1053 nucleotides. RefSeq names its product alpha/beta-hydrolase. Lineage: Eukaryota; Fungi; Ascomycota; Dothideomycetes; Pleosporales; Lindgomycetaceae. The transcript has 5 exons. Bases 1 to 1053 code for a protein of 350 amino acids. The record is from RefSeq and is a predicted model, not a curated record.
AUGCGACUACGGGAUCACCUUUCCGGAUGUACGUACAACGGCAUCAAAAUCCAGGGUGCUAUCAUGUUUGACAUCUCUGGCCCCACGAUUCACCUUAAUCCUUGUCCAUCCAUUCCCCCUUCCCUCACGAACAUCCCACCUCCCUCGUCUUCUCCGCACCCCCCAGAAUGCCAUAUCACAAUCUCUCAUCUGGCCUCUCAACUCGGACAACUGGGACUCGCAAAUAUUCUACCUCGCGAACUAGGGUUGCCGCGUCGAGCCCCAGACCGCCGCGGUCACGGUCGCUCCGACCAACCCUGGGAUGGAAACAACAUGGACACCUGGUCCGACGACCUAUCCGAACUAGUCGAGCACCUUGGUCUCAAGGACAUCAUGAUGGUCGGCCACUCAACUGGCGGCGGGGAGAUAACAAGAUAUCGUGGACGCCAUGGAACGAAACGUUUUAAGAAGCUGGUACUUAUUAGCGCUACAACUCCGUUGCUGGUAAAGACGCCAGUCAGUCCACACGGCGUGCCGAUAGAAGUCUUCGACGAAUUUCGCGAGGCCAUGAUAAAAGACCGCUCAACAUUCUUUUACUACGUACCCAAAGGCCCAUUCUUUGGGUACAAUAGACCUAACGCAACCAUUAACCAAAGCCAAACAGAUUUCAGAGAGGAGUUGAAGAAUCUAGAUAUCCCGGUUUUGGUGAUUCAUGAGGAUGAUGAUCAAGUUGUGCCGAUUGAUGCUGGGGGAAGGGAGACAAUCGAGUUAUUGAAAAAUGGGACUUUGAAGGUUUAUAAGGGCGGUCCGCACGCGCUGCUGAAUAUAGAGGCGGAUGGUAUUAAUAAGGAUUUGUGGUGGUUAUACGUGGAGGUAUAUCACUCUAUGAAGUCCACACAUAUCAAUCACCAUGAUUUUAGCCCCCCCAAAGCCAUGAAACAGUCGAUAGAUUUUGAUACCACCACCAUCUACCUAUGCAAUGCAAUAGCUUCCUUUGAUUCCACCAUACCGGAGGCAAGCGCAAUACGAUUCCGAAGGAUAGCCCAAAUCCAUCCCACUUCAAUUAACAGAUGA